This is a messenger RNA of Aplosporella prunicola CBS 121167, 976 nucleotides long. RefSeq lists its product as uncharacterized. Gene Ontology annotation, cellular component: TIM23 mitochondrial import inner membrane translocase complex. The record is from RefSeq and is a predicted model, not a curated record. Bases 212 to 559 code for a protein of 115 amino acids. The transcript is spliced from 5 exons. Lineage: Eukaryota; Fungi; Ascomycota; Dothideomycetes; Botryosphaeriales; Aplosporellaceae. Gene Ontology annotation, biological process: protein import into mitochondrial matrix; protein insertion into mitochondrial inner membrane.
GGGCGACAGACGGCGAGCGUGAACGGGAGAGGGCUACGUGUUUCCUGACGAGUCUUUCGUCCAAAGGGGCCCCAAGUCCAUUCCAAUCUCGGUGGCCGGUCGCAGGACGUUCAUCAUCACGUGACCGGCGCCGUCACCAGUGCACCUCCGAGAUCAACUUCAUGCGUCGGUUGCGCGCCAGACAUCGUCACUCUCCCCACGACUUCUCACCAUGCCCGUCCCCGUAGGCGCUGGCGGCAUGACUGGCCCGUCGACCUUCGACAAGCUGAAAAUGGGUGCCAUGAUGGGUGGCUCUGUUGGUUUGAUCAUUGGCUUCAUCUUUGGAGCGACGAACAUCAUAAGAUUUGGCCCCGGCCCCAAUGGCAUGCUUCGCACUCUCGGUCAAUACAUGCUUGGCUCUGCUGCGACGUUCGGCUUCUUCAUGUCCAUCGGAAGCACCAUCAGGACGGAAAGUGACCGUCAGGUUGCUGAGGCCUUUGCGAAAGCACGCAGGCAGCCCAUGAUCAUGCCCCGCCAUAUCUCGCGGAUGCCGCGUAACAACGAUGCGGGAAGUAGCUAAAUUGAUAAAAGACGGAAGGAAUGUACAACAGCCCAGUCCUUCUCGGAGACAUUGAGCAACAAUUGAGAAUGGCGUAGUAUUUACCCGUUUUUCAUUCUCACGUGUGGUCAAUCUUUCCAAUGGCCAAAAAUUCGUAAGGCUCUCUACUCGACUGUUCUAAACAUCUUGAAGCAUACGCUUCAGCUUCAGGUACCUCUAGUAAUUGGGCCUGCUUCGCCCCGCAUCUCGUAGCCGCGCUGCAUUUAAAUAUUCUAAAAGGGAAGUUUUGUGCAGCUUCUGUAAUGAUGUCCAUGUCGUGUGUUCAGAAAGUUUCUCUUGGCUGUCAGUUAGUCCAUCACUGACAAUAGUUGUUGUCUCUAAGAGCUAAACUUAUUUUACGACGAUAUUCUUAUAUGCUCGCUAAUCUACUUAUCGUCC